Chara braunii is the source of this 4851-nucleotide messenger RNA. The record is from the annotation of a GenBank genome assembly. NCBI's taxonomy places the organism in Eukaryota, Viridiplantae, Streptophyta, Charophyceae, Charales, Characeae.
UCGAGAGGGUUUGUGAUUGUUGGAGAGAAGGGAUCGGAUUGAGAUCAGGCCGGGGAGAGUUGUGGGUGGUUGGGAAUGAAGGUGAGUUGCGAUGGAGGCGGGUCGGAAUCGGGGAUGGAAUGGAAGCGGGUGGGUUACGAUACCGAUCAGGAUCGGAGGAGAAGUGGGAUCAGGUGGGAGACAGAUCAGAUCGGAUGCAACGCAGAUCGGGAUUCGAGAUCGGAAUCCAGAAGGCGUUAGGAUCGAGAUCAAUCUGGAGACGGGAUCGAAAGCGGGGAUAGUGUCGGGAUCAAAGGAUGGUCAGAUUAUUGUGGGAGUCUAUGACAUUACUGACCCUGGAAACCAUAUGAUGGUGUACAAGCCUUUUGACUACGAGUCUCAGGAAACUAACGGAAGUGAAGCAACUAAGGUUGAGAAGUACGAUUAUAAGGGAGAAUUUGUUUUGAAUGAUUUCCGUCGCCAUGAGUUGCGGUGCCGAUAUGCAGCUGAGGAAAAGGUCCCUAGGGAGGCCAUCAUCUGGUCAUCUGUGGUUGGUGGUGGUAUUCUCUGUGUCAGCAUUUUCGUGCUCCUGAACAGCCAAUUGGAUGCCGCACGGAAGCAACUGGAUGUCAUCAAGCAGCGAAAAGAGCGCAUUGAGAAAGCCAACUCAACACUUGAAGCGGCCAACAAGGCGAAGGACACUUUCAUGGGUACCAUGUCACAUGAGCUUCGCACACCGAUGAACGGGAUCAUGGAUGGCUAUGGCGGGAUCUUUGUCACGUUGUUUGGCGGAGGAGGAGCGGGAGGAGCAGGAGGAGCGGCAGGAGCGGGAGGAGGGAUGGGAAAAGGAGCGGGAAAAGGAGGAGUGGGAGGAGGGGUGGGAGCAGGUGCGGGAGAAGGAGCGGGAGGGGAAAUGCGAAGGGGCGGAGGAGCCGCGGGAGGAGGAGCUGGAGAAGGAGGAGCGGCAGGGGAAACGGGGAGGGGGUUAGGAGCGGGAGAAGGAGCACAAGGAGAAACGGGAAGGGGCGGAGGAGGCGCGGGAGGAGGGGCAGUAGAAGGAGCGGGAGGAGGAGCGGGAGGGGAAAUGGGAAGGGGGUUAACGAACACACGGGAGGCGGAGGAGGGGGACGAGAUAUACGUGGAGGAGGAGAAGCGAGAGGAGCACGAGGACGAGGGGGAGAAGGAGCGGGAGGAGGAACGGGGGAAAGAGCAGGGGAAGCAGCGGGAGAAGGAGAAGAGAACGAGCGGGAGUGGGGCUAUGGCAGGAUCUUUGUCACGUUGUUUGGCGGAGGAGGAGCGGGAGGGGGAGGAAGAGGAGGAGGAGGGGGAGUGGGAGGAGCGGGAGAAGGAGCGGGAGGAGGUGUGGGAGAAGGAGCGGGGAAGGAGCGGGAGCGGGGCUACGGCGCGGGAAGAGGAGCGGGAGGAGGGGGAGGAGGAACGGGGGGGAAAGCAGGAGAAGCAGGACGAGCAGCAGGACAAGCGGGAGGAGCAGCAAGAGAGGGAGCGGGAGAAGGAGAGGGAGGAGGAGCAGGAGAAAGAGUGGGAGGGGGGCUAUGGUGGGAUCUUUGUCACGUUAUUUGGCGGAGGAGGAGCGAGAGGAGGAGGAGGAGUGGGAGGAGCGGGAGGAGGAGUGGGAUUCGGGAUGGGUUUGCAUCUCACAAGCCCUUGCUCCAUACUCUCCUCCUCAUUUUGCACAUUCGAAGGCUGCUCAGUUCAUGCACACAUGAAACUGUUGAAGCGGCCCUGCCUGGGUAUGCUCAGCUUGCUAAAGGACACAAACUUGGAGUAUAAGCAGAGAGAAUAUGUCAUGGAAUCACUGACGAAUGGAAGAUUGCUUGUGAAAGGAAUGGAUAAUAUACUGGACAUCACCAAGUUGGAGGCUGGCAAACUGGGACUGGAAAACUGGCCCUUCAAUGUGAGAGAGCAGACAGAUGCUGUAAUCAGAGGCUUCACUACUGAGAUCUGGGAGAGGGGCAAAGUUGAGCUGGCCACCUUUGUGCAUGAAGCUGUUCCCCAAGAGCUCAUUGGUGAUGCAAGGCGAUUUCGCCAGGUGCUUGCAAAUAUUGUGGAAAAUGCUGUUAAGUUUACAGAAGAGGGCCAUAUCUUUGUUUGCUUGCGGCUAGAGGUGAUGGGAGAAAGGCUCAAGGGCAUACUUAGGAAAUGCUUCCAGGAACCCAAAUUUGUGGAUGAGGAAAGAAAGGUCAGUAGAAGAACAUCUGGGAAUGAGGGGCUGAGAGAAUCCACUGCUCCUUUGGCGUCAGAUUUGCAGCAUGGAGCUAGCAUGGGCGGUGUGAUACAGCCACGCAGGAGUAAACAGGGAACAGUACCAUUCGAGGCUAGGGAUGGUGGCAACCCUCAGGCCAGACAAGGAGGGCAGGACUCUGGAGUGACCUCAGCCAAUAAUACAGAAACAGAACACAGUAGAGAAAAGCUAAAACCUGAGGGCCACAGUGAACUAUCAGGUCAAAAAAGUGUGCAAUACUCUAAGCUGUCUGAUAAAAUGAAAACCAACGAAGAGAGGACUGACGAUUCAGAAGCAGCACAUCGCUUGAAUGCCAGUCGUGAAAAAGGAGGUCAGUCUGGAGAUCGCCUAAGUGGACUUGACAAUGCUGCCACGCCGGAAACAGAAGUGGGGCGAUCGGACCCGGCAACGUCUGCAGAAAGCGGGGAAUCUGGACUGCCGAAAGCAGAGGUGAGGAUGAGAGAACAGGGUGGUCACUCUCACAACAGCAAUCAGGGGGAUAUAGUGGAGGCACCGGCGAGUGCGAGGAAGAAGGGAACAGGAGCAGUUGGAGACGAUCAAGUUUAUAGAGAAACUCUGAGUGGAAGACAGGCUCCCCAUACUUUUAAUAGCUGGAAGGAGGUCUGGCCCUUGGUGAAUCCAGAAUCACCAUCGUUUAUUUCAUUUCCUGGAGGUGAUGGUCCUGAGCUUUUCUUGGUCCUAUCUGUCGAGGACACUGGUCCAGGUAUAAGGUCGGAUGCAUGUCGUCGGAUCUUUCAACCAUUCGCAGAGUCCUCUCAAAACAAGCCAAAGAGCAGUGCAUAUGGGGGCCUGGGGUUGGGCCUUGCCAUCUGCAAGGGCAUGGUUACACUGAUGGGUGGUCAGAUGGGCUUCAAAUCUCUGCAGGGAAUAGGAACUGUCAUGUACUGCCUCAUCCCUUUGCGUGGUAUGCUGCCAAUUCCUUCUCCCUCGAGGUUGGAGGGGGAUAACAAUCAGAAGGCUCGUGUGGGAGAUUUGAAUUUGAAAGAUAUGUCACCGCAGAAGAACACAGGCAAUACUCAGGACAGUGGCCAAGCAGUUGAAGCUCCUCACAAAGGUGCCCCAAAUGAAUGGCCGACAUCACUGGCACAAAUUCAAGAAGGUGGCUUUGGUGGCUUUGGUGAGCCACAGCGGACAAGUUCGUCGUCUGGUACCACUACUUCAGCACUGCAGCCAUUGACUGGAGAGAGGAGGAGCAGCUUUUUAAGAGCAUCAUUCACACUAGAUGACACUGCUGAAGGGGACGUAAGACGUGUAGAUGCACACGGGAACAUUCCUGCACCACUAGUCGUGACCGAGGCAGUGACAUCCUCAACGGUAAGCGAAGCGAAGUUGCGCUUGGAAAAGUUCUUCCUUGCCGACUCCAAUGCCGUCCGACAACAAAUUGUUGGGAGUAUUCUUCGUCAACGCGAUGUUCAUGCUGUCAUCGUGCAGCGGAUAGAAGACGUGGUCGAACAACUUGCUGAGGAGUCAAUCAGGCAAAUCGGUACAGUUUGUGUCGAUGAUGUGAAGCUGUCCCAGUCCCCAUCAGCACAUACAGAGCUUGGCAGGGUUGAUGGGAGGGAGAAGGGAAAAACCGGUGUCCCUAGGGAUACUGUGAUUGUGAUUGUAGAUGGUGAACUCAUAAUGGGUACUGAUGCAGUUCAGGAUGGUGGCAACUGGAAAGAGCUGAUCAUCUCUGGUAUUCAGAAGAGGAUUGGAUCGAGGACUGCAAUCUCAUUCGCGCUGCAUUUGAUUGCGCUCUGCCGGAAUAGGUCACAGGAUGAGAAGGCACGAUCUUUAGGUUUCGACAAGGUCAUUGCCAAACCAUUGUUUGGCAAACCAUUAGCAAAAGUCCUUGCUGGAAUCACAGACCCAAAGCAAGCAGAGCUGAUACAAUCGUCCACUGUAACAACACGCGUGCAAUCCAACGACUCAAAUCUCGAAGGGGCGAGGCAAAGGGCAAUGGCACAAGCACCAGUGGCACAACGGACUUCAGACACGUCUCCUCAUACUGCAGCAUUCCUUCUAGGGAAAACACUGCUUGUGGUUGACGAUAUUGCACUGAACCGGAAAGCCGCUAUCAAAAGCAUGGAGAAAUAUGGUGCAAAGGUGGAGGCUGCAUCAGGAGGACAGGAAGCACUUGAGAAGAUAAAGAAUACUGCCUUUGAUCUUAUUCUGAUGGAUUUGCAGAUGCCAGAGAUUGAGGGGUUCGAAACAGCACGGAGAAUACGACAACAUGGAUUAGAACAAGCUAUUACAGAAGGACAAGCCCAUAAUUCUCAUGUCCCCAUCGUUGCUCUCACUGGAGAUAUGAGGGAGGACUCAAAGAUCCAAGCGAUUGCCAGCGGGGUGAAUGGUUGUGUGACAAAGCCCUUGGAUGAUGAGAAAAUAAAUUAUAUUGUUGAGAUCAUGAGACUGAAUGCGAACCCCACUCCUUUUGCUGAUAGUCCACAGACAGCUAUUAGCGACCAGGUGGAGGAGUGGCUAAACGACUGUGUUGAUGAUAUUAGUGACCAUGUUAGUCACCAUGUUAGUGGUUACACCACCAGUACAUCUGAAAAAGCAGAUUGAGCGUCUCCUAAAAAUUUGGAGGCCAUGGACCGUUGAUAAAAUGAAUCGGCGGUUCAUGG